Rotaria socialis is the source of this 993-nucleotide messenger RNA. The record is from the annotation of a GenBank genome assembly. NCBI's taxonomy places the organism in Eukaryota, Metazoa, Rotifera, Eurotatoria, Philodinida, Philodinidae.
AUGCCUUCAACGGACACAAGCGCUAUUGCUUCAUGGAAUAAUAUUUCAGCUAAUAUCAAUCGGUAUUUUUCAAUAGUCAUUUUUCUUUUUGGAACAAUCGGAAACAUUCUCAAUAUAAUUAUUUUAUCACAACGACAACUUCGAACCAAUCCAUGUUCAUUAUUUUUUCUUAUUUCAUCUAUGGCCAAUCUUAGUGCUAUAUUAUCUGGUUUGACAACGCGUAUGCUAUCAGGUUGGGCUUUAGACUUAACCAAUACAAUCGAUUGGUUAUGUAAACUUCGUGCUUUUGGUUUAUUUCUUUCAAGAAAUGCUGCUUCAUGGCUGCUGAUGUUAGCUACUAUGGAUAGAUGGCUUUUAUCAUGUAGAAAUUCUCAUUAUCGAGAGAUGAGCACAUUAAAAAAUGCUUAUCGUGGAACUAUUAUGACUAUUUUUCUUUCGACUUGUCUUUACUGUGCAGUCUUUUAUUGUUAUGAAGCGAAUUUAAUCAAUACUCCACUAGCAUGUUAUGGCAAAACGUUGGCUUGCCGUUUUAUAAAUGAUUUAAGUUAUGCAUGUCUGACAAUAUUGUUUCCUAUGAUCAUCAUGUUAAUAUUUGGUUUAGUGACAAUACGUAAUAUUCGUAAAGUUAAAAAUCGUAUUCAUGUGGCAAGUAUUACUGGAAAGCGGGGCACGGGAAAUUCAUCGACUGUAAGACGUUCAAGGCAAGAUAGACAGAAAAAAUUAGAUUAUCGACUGUUCUUCAUGCUUUUCAUACAAAUUAUUCUCAUGUGUAUAUUAACGCUGCCUCAAGCUGCUGGAAAAUUAUAUUCAACUUUAACAUCAGCUGAAAAGCAAACACCAUUGACGACAGCAAUUGAAAACUUUGUAUUUAAUUUGUUUCUUUUAAUGACUUAUGUUGCACACGGAAUGCCAUUUUAUAUUUAUGCAUGGAGUGGGGGCCGAAUUUUUCGAAAUGCAAUCAAGACUUUGAUUAAAAAAUAUAUCAUAAAAUGA